Molecule: messenger RNA, 2104 nt
Organism: Daphnia carinata
Lineage: Eukaryota; Metazoa; Arthropoda; Branchiopoda; Diplostraca; Daphniidae
Product: probable ATP-dependent RNA helicase vasa-like
Exons: 8
Coding region: 1-669 (222 amino acids)
Molecular function (GO): zinc ion binding; nucleic acid binding; ATP binding
Source: RefSeq, a predicted model, not a curated record
AUGUCACAAAUAUGGGGAAGGGGACAUCUCUCGAAGGAUUGUCUACAAGGGGGCGGUGGUGGAAGUCGUGCCUGCCAUGAGUGUCAUGAAGCUGGCCACACCUCGAAAGGCUGCCCUAAUCUAUUCAGUGAAUUGACGGAAGAUGGAAAGCCGCGUGAGCAAUACAUUCUGGAAGCUGUGAUAUACGAUGAAAAGGAACUGAAUAAGGGCAUCAUCUGUGGGGAACGCUUUAACAAUUUUGUUAAAGUUGUCCUUCAGAUUACAGGAAAAGAUGUACCUCAAUACUUAACACCAUUCGAAGAAGCCGGCCUGUGUCAACUACUAAACCAACACCUGUUCAGAAAGCUUCAGUUGCAGGCGUCGUACUUGGUACCGGUUUUGAACAUAUUGUUAGAACAAGGUGUUGCUGGUGCGUCUCAUGCCAUGGGGCAAAAGCCAGAAGUUGUAAUUGUCGCACCCACUCGUGAAUUGGCCAUUCAAAUUCACCGCGAAGCGUGUAAAUUCUCCUGCAGUUCAGUUUUAAAGUUUGUGAUUAUAUAUGGAGGAACUGUCACGAGCCAUCAACGGUCAAAUCUUCAAGCUGGGUGCAAUAUUCUUGUCGCGACCGCGGGGCGAUUCAAGGAUUUUCUCGACGGUGGAGUAUUUGACUUCUCAGGGGUCAGGUUUUAAAUUUUGGACGAAGCUGAUCGAAUUGUCAACCAUCCAACGGUGAAUCCGAAAGGAAUCCGUCGUGUUGUAUAUUUUCGGCUACAUUCCCAGAUGAAGUAGAAGCGCUGGCUGCGACGUACAUGGAAGACUACAUCUUCGUCACAACAGGCAUUGUCGAUGGCACCAAUCCGGAUGUUGAACAGUGGUUUUUUCAGUGCUCGAAAAGAGAUAAGAGAGCUAAACUGAUCGAAGUUUUACAAGAUCUCGGUGAUGCCAAGACUAUCGUUUUUGUCGACAGCAAAAAGACGGCGGAUUUCGUCGCUGCAUUCUCGUGCAAUGACAACUUACAAUCUACCAGCAUCCAUGGUGAGCGUCAACGAAAAUCGUAAAUGUCUCUUCCGAAGCGUCUGUCAGAAAAAUAUACUAGCAAUCAACUCACGAAUCAUAUGAACAAUAAAAGCCGAUGUCGAGGUGACGAAGAAAACAACACGUCGAGGUGCUGUCAAACGUGUCUCCGUUCCGGAGAAGGAAGCGCCGGAAGGCAAAAGGCGUCGUGGUGAAACGAAAGCCAAUAAAUACGUUGCUGGAUUGGAUGAUGUAGAAAUGUUAGACGAAGGCAAAGGACACGCUGCCGACAUCCACGCCAAUCACAUGCCAGAUGAACCGGAGGCGAACAAUGGAUCGCCAGUCACAUCCGUCAAAAGUGGACGAUCUACUCGCGCAAAGGGCGCACUCAAAGUUCAUUUUGACGUGGCCGAAACGGCGCAUUCGCCAGUCAGAUCCACCAGUUCGGCGCGGACGACGGCUUCACCGGCCGAGAAGAAACUCUCUCUCCAGCUGGAACGCGACCCCGACAUUGAGAUUUUGGCCGCUACAGCCAAAGAAGAGGAAGAGAAAGCACCGGCCGCCAAACGUUCACGACAAAAGAAGGGCCCGGCAGUAUCUGCCGCAACAAUGGCGGAUGAACCUCCGGCCGUGCCGGCCACGAAACGGACACGUGAUGGCAAGAAAACAACUAGCGAACCUGAGCUUGUUAAGGAGGAUACCUCAUCGCCACCACCUCGACGUACUCGACGUAAGAAACAUCUAACAGCAAGACCCAUCAAUGAAUUACCUAUUUUGUUUUUCUUUUGUUUUACCCAUAAUUUUUUACCCAUUGAAUAAUUUGUUCACAUAUCGGAUUCUAUUCUGCUUUUGGGUUCACUUCUGUACCUCUUUCCCCAAGUUGACCUCAUUACGUGUUCCUAUCCAUGCGUUGAGGCUCACUUGAUUAUAAUUUUUUGUUCUUUAAAUUUUGUGUCCAAUUUUCAUUCUGAGCGACGCCCAAAUAAUUUUGAAGAAAUACAGAUUUUGGUACGGUUGGUUAAGUAUUUCACAAUUGGCACGGAUUUGUGUGUGUGUGUGUUACUGAUGUUGGUGGACCUACUGCGCGAGAGCCGCAACAUGAAUUUAUCUU